ACCAGCAGCACAGUGUCUGAGAGCAUUCGACUCCAGUCAUCUGUUCUGGAUCUACAUCAUUCACUCUCCUUGUAUUUAUCACCACUUUCCUGUCAAAAUCGUAGCCAAAAAUAAGAACAUGAAGCACUGCCUUUUAGUGCUUAUAUUGCUCUGUUUCUGUAGGUUUGGAAUGAUGGCUUCUAAUGAAACAGACUAUGGCAAAGGGAAUUGCAACGAUGCCUUAAGCCUGGAGGCUCAACGAGCAGUUGGUGGUGCAGUGGCUAAACUAGGAUUGGCGCUUUUAGAAAAACUACAGCCUGGGUCUGAGCAACCAAAUAUAAUCAUAUCACCUCUGAGUAUUUCUCUCACGCUUGCUGAGCUUGCUUUAGGUUCAAGGAACAAGACAGAAGAGAAGUUGUUGGAAAUUCUCCAGGCAAAGGAGGUGCCGAAUUUUCAUGAAACCUUAAGCUGUCUCCAAGAACAACUAACCGCCAAGGCUGUCAAGAUGGCUUCUCGUCUCUACCUCAUACCAGGUUUCAGGGUGAACCAGGACUUUGUGGACAGAGCUAUGAACCUGUACAAAUCCAAACCUGCACAUUUGACCUCCAUUAAAGAAGUCAAUCAAUGGGUGGAGGAAGCCACCAAAGGUCACAUAACCAACUUUAUAUCCAGUCUUCCACCUAACGUUGCUCUAAUGUUGAUAAACGCCAUUCAUUUUAAAGGAGAGUGGCAAUCCCGUUUUGAUUCCAAGUUCACUGUAAAGGAUAUCUUUUACAUUGACAAAAAAACCUCUGUAAAAGUGGACAUGAUGAUGGGAUCCAAAUAUCCACUCAGCAUGUUUGUAGAUAGAGAAGACGGCACUCAGGUUGCAAGGUUUCCUUUUCAAGGAAAUAUGAGUCUUCUGGUGGUAAUGCCAAUGCCAAUGCCUGGAAAUCUGUCAAACACAGCCGCCAAGCUCAACAUAUCGGACCUUUAUAAACAGUUUCAAAGUGAGAAGUCCAUGCAUGUGAAAUUACCCAAAUUCAAACUUGAGUUCAAGCAGGAUCUGCGACAAGCACUCACAAGCAUGGGUCUGGGUUUGCUGUUUACUGGGCCUGAUUUAUCCAGAAUCUCACCAGGUGCAUUAGUGGUUUCGGGUGUACAACAUGCCUCAAGUAUGGAGCUGAGCGAGGAGGGGGCUGAGGCUUCAGCUGCGACCGCUGUUACUCUAGUACGUACAGUUCCUACUUUUGCAGUCAACAUGCCGUUCAUCUUCGCACUGGUGGAUGAUGCCUCUUACACGCCUCUCUUCCUGGGUAUUGUUACCAACCCUAACCCUGGAGAGACAAUGGAACAAAGUGAUGACCCAAAAACUGAAACUGAAAGCAGCAUGAAGCCAAACAAAGUCCCCUUGAGCGAUGGGACUCUAAAUGAUGGUCCACAUAGGGAAAAUAUGCUAAGUUACAUGUUAAAUAUGUGGAAGGACACAGUUCCUCAGCAGUUCCUUGGACAUCAGGAGAUGGAGGAUGGGAACUAAUGAGAAGAUGGAUCUGUCCAUAUCACAGAACCUGUUUUGACAACUGUAAUGUGAAAUACAGGGUGUUGCUGUUAAUGGCCUGCCCUAUGAUUGAUGGAUGCCAAUUUGAGUUUGAAUGAAAAAUGUGGCUGUUCAAUGGCAGCUACCCUGACUAAGAUUUAUGUAAGGAUAAUGUCUAGUCAUUCGGUCACUACUGCAAAACAACCUCAGACAGGGUGAACAGGCAUAUACUGAUUGAUUGAUUACAUUUUUUUAGGGUAUUGCAUGGCUAUUUGCCAAAUUAAAUAAAUAUAUGGACAUGAAA
Molecule: messenger RNA, 1799 nt
Organism: Pimephales promelas (fathead minnow)
Lineage: Eukaryota; Metazoa; Chordata; Actinopteri; Cypriniformes; Leuciscidae
Gene: serpinf2a
Product: serpin peptidase inhibitor, clade F (alpha-2 antiplasmin, pigment epithelium derived factor), member 2a
Biological process (GO): negative regulation of endopeptidase activity
Molecular function (GO): serine-type endopeptidase inhibitor activity
Source: RefSeq, a predicted model, not a curated record